AUGCUGUUACAGUUGACACCUUCCUUCACCUUGACAGCUUUAACUCCUAUGUGUUCCCCAUGUUCACUUUUCUCCUCACAGCCUUCCUACCACUGCUCCAUCAUGUGGUAUCCGGUCUCGUGGACACCACGUGCCCAGUGGUCACCCAAGCACUUAAAGCUGGUCACUGUCUAUGUGCUGGUGCUCUUGGUAUCGCUCAGCUUUGCUUCAGGACAGAGCAGGCCAUUUAAACAUCAGAUAGACAACAGAAGUCCUGAGAUCGAUCCUUUUUGGUAUGUGGGCCGUGGCGUUCGCCCCAUCGGUCGGUUCGGGAAGAGGCAGCUGAGAAGCAGCCGUGGCAGCCUGAGGCCUGUGAGCAGGCACCUGGAUUUCAUCUUGAACGCUUUGUGGGAGCAAAAAGUGUCAGACACCGAAGACAAUGACUGGUGAUCCCCGUUCCCCGAGGCGGUGACCCAACCUCUGCUCUUUGAAUUGCACCCUCCCCUGCACCUCAGACCUCCAGUUCUGCUUUUGCCUAGCAAUCCCACGCUGCUCUUCUUUCUGGUCCUUGUGCAAGUUCCUUCAAAAAGAAACAUAUUCAGGGUGCAGGUAAAAGACAAUGCAUGGACACUAGCACCAAGUGCAACCAUAGCUUUUAAAAAUGUUUCUUGGUCUUACACCCCCACCAAUCCCUUGAUGCUGUUUGCUGUAAUGUUAGGUUUAUCCAAAAACCACACAGCUUUUGUGCUGGGAUUUAAACUCUGCAGUGCUAGGCGUAUCAUGAAGCCUUCCUGUCACAUUUCAAAGUCAAUGGCUGUUGAUAUGUAAAAAUAAAAAGCAAUGGUUGGAAGAAAGAAAAA
Messenger RNA from Fulmarus glacialis (Northern fulmar), 839 nucleotides. It is a transcript of the gene PRLH, whose product is annotated as prolactin releasing hormone. The transcript is spliced from 2 exons. NCBI's taxonomy places the organism in Eukaryota, Metazoa, Chordata, Aves, Procellariiformes, Procellariidae. Gene Ontology annotation, molecular function: hormone activity. Bases 1 to 429 code for a protein of 142 amino acids. The record is from RefSeq and is a predicted model, not a curated record.